Messenger RNA from Centruroides sculpturatus (bark scorpion), 2996 nucleotides. Its product is annotated as protein FAM184A-like. Lineage: Eukaryota; Metazoa; Arthropoda; Arachnida; Scorpiones; Buthidae. The transcript is spliced from 16 exons. The record is from RefSeq and is a predicted model, not a curated record. Bases 138 to 2939 code for a protein of 933 amino acids.
AUGGUAAAUUUCCUGAUUAUUAUUAUUAUUCAAAAUGUCCAGAUAUAACAUUUUGAUAAAAUCUUUCAUCUAAAUUUUGAAAGUAAUGUAAUUUAAAUUAAUUAAUUUGUACUUUUUAGGUUAUAUACAACUUAAAUAUGAGAAUCGAAGAUAAAGAUGUUUUAAUUAUGACAAUGAAGAGUAGCCAUGAAGAAGAAAUUGAAAAACUCUUAAGGGAUUCAAAAGAGAAAGUAACAGAAUAUAAAGAAAAGAUGUGCCAAGAAACCGAAAUGAAAGAAAAAAUCAAAACUUUGGAAGAUCAAUUACACGAAGCGAGAUCGCUUUUACAUAAAUUGUCCUGUGCCGAAUCUGUAGACAUUGCUAAAUUAGAACAGCCCAACAAAUUAUCUUUCUUAACCGAAAGGUUAGAAACUACAAAAUGUGAUCUACAAAACAUUUUAAAAGAAUUUGAAGUCCUCCAUAAAAAUCUACGUAGCAAUCUUAGGAUUAAAUCGAGUUGCAUGAAGAUCGAAAACUGUGCAGAUUCCGAAGACAAACAGACUCCUCCCAGUGGAAACAUUCAGUUUCUUAGAAAUCUCUGUGAUACGUUAGAAAAAGAAAAUACUUUGCUCGUGCAAAAAUACGAGUGCCUUUUAAAUGCAAUUAAGACUCAGUACGAUGAAAUUUUAUUAGAAGUGCAGAAGAUUAAGUUGCAACCAUUAAAUAAUGCAGCAAACUGUCAGUGCAAUGGAACAAAUUUUAUUAAAGACCUCUCCAAUCACGAAACUUUUUUUAAGAAACGGUUAAACGAAUUAUUGCUCCAAUUAUCCGAAAACGAGGAACAGUCGGAAAGACAUCAAAAAGAAAUAAAUCACUUGAAAGAAAUUAUUCAAAUUAAAGUUAAAGAGACAAAUGACAUUAGAGAAGAGUUAGAGAGGCUGAAACGUAAUAGUCUGGAUUAUGCAGAAAAAUAUAAUUCUCGUACUUCACAAAGCGGAGAAAUUAAGUCAGACGAUAUUGAAUCUGGAGAAAAUGAAGGUCGGAAACAAUUGGAGUUUAAGACUAUUGGAACAAAUACUGAUAUUUCAUUUGAAAAUAAUGAGAGUGAGUUAGAAUUUGUUCAGAGUAGUACACAAAAUAUUCAUAUUCCCAUUGAUUUAAACGAAGAGAAUUUUAAUAAAUCUCACGAAGACAUAAUCAAUUUUGCAAAGUGCGAUUCGUCAAAAGUGACCAAAGAAUGGAGAACUAAGCACAAAGAUGCGAUAAAAAAUUACCAGACUGAAAUGAAAAGACAGACUGCAUUUUUGAAUAAACUUUGGAGAGAAAGAUUGAUUGCAAAGGAGAAGGAAUUACAAGAACAAUCGAAGAAAGAUAUAAGUGCGGCCGUGAAUGAAAUCAUUAUCCAGAAAUCGAGAGAAUUUGAAAAUGCACAAAGGGAAUGGCAGAAUAUGGUCGAUCGCUUAGAGAAACAGAUUUCUCAACUGGAAAGUAACCAGUCUGUGGAAGAAAACGGAACCGGAGACAGCAAGGGUUUUGACAUGAAAAACAGACGACAGUAUAAAAUGUCAGAAGAAAGUGAAGACAGAAAAGAACAAAAACUGUUUCAAGAAAAACUCAAGUCGGCAUUGCUAAAGCAAGAUACUAUAUAUAAAGAAAAAAUGGAAGAUAUGAAAAGGCAACAUUGGGAAGAACUCAACGCAAAAGACUUGGCCCACAAAUUUACAUUAGAAAAAUUAAAAUUGGAAAAGGAAUAUAGCCUAAACGAAGAAAAACAAAAGCUUCAGCACAUCUAUCAGGCACAUAAUUCCAUUUUACAUGAAAAAUUUAAAUCUCAAAAAUCCAAAGCUCUCGAAGAACAAGAGAAAAUUUUAUUGGGGGAAAUUAAGUUGAUGCAGACGCAACUGGAUGCCGCACUACAAGAAAUACACGUGAAGGAUGAAAACGCAUUUCAAAAGGAGAGACAAUUGAAGAAAGAAUUGGCAUUACAGAAGAGUGAAGAAAAUAAACUUCAUGCUACAAUUAAAAUUUUACAAAGCGAGUUAAGUGCCAUCAACGAAGAAUUAGAACUAAAAAGAAAUGAAGUUUUGUGUAUACGAAAAGAAGCCACCCAUCAAAUAAAAAAUUUAGAAAGUUACUGGCAAAGUCGAUUAUGUAAAGAGUUGAGGAAGCUCAAACAGAUCCACAGAGAAGAAAAACAGAACAUGUUGAAUAACUUCCUUAAAGCCCAAGAUUUGCUGAAAGACAAGAUCUUUUUGCUGAAAAAUCGUUUACAGUCGUCGGAUAAUUUGAAAAAUCCAAAACUGAGAAACGAAAAUUUUGAAAAUGCCAAAUUUUGGAGAAAGAAUAUGAUGGAAAAUCAUUCGGCAGAUUUUAAAUUAAAGGACGAUAAAAGGACUUUGAGUCUAGAACUUUUAAAUCAAGAUAGAAACAAGUCCACCGUACUCGAUUCCACCGCAUUAUUAGAUAUUCAGAAAACUGUGUACGAACGCACAAUAUUAAAACCGUUAUGUUCACCUUUUCUACUGAGAAGGAACUCUGCGGCAGAUCCCAACCAAAAGAGGAGUAAGACUCAGAAUGGUUCUUCAAACAAACUUGGUCUAAGAAUAUCCGACAAGAGAGCAAGCUGGUCUGGAGAAAACAUUCAAAGUGACAUUCUGAAUCAGUUGCAAGACUUACCGAACGGUCACCACAAACAAGAGAGCAGAGGAGAAGAGAAAGCUUCCAGUUGUGUCGAUCUUCCUUCCAUGUGUUCAGACUCAUUCACUAAACCGCUGUCUGCGAUGCAACCUUUGUCAAAACAUGCUUGCGACACAAUAGUAGAAUGCGAAGAACCCCGAUCUCUACAAGAAAGUGAGAGCAGUCUGUCGGAUCCUCGUGCACAUUAUUUUCAAAACGACGUGACCUAUAGCCGGAAGUCUGAUUUUUGCCAUAAAUUACCGCUUUUAGAAAGUGAGUUGUAAAAUAAAAUGAUAUUAAGAUAAAUCUAUAAGUGUUAAAUUUAUGUCUUGUAAUACACA